AUGAUGGCAUCGCAAAAAACAGGAACUAGCAAAGAUCGUACAACCAAUUUUAGUAAAGAAGAGACUGUAAAACUGACAUGCCUCCUCAAGGAUUAUUCGAUAAUUACAAGCAAAAGAACUGAUCACGCGAGUAACCAGCAAAAAGAUGCAGCGUGGCGAUCUCUAGCAGAAAAGUUUAAUUCGGACGCUGUUGUUUACAGAAAUGUUAAGCAACUACAACAAAAAUUUAACAAUAUGAAAAAAAUAGCCAGAAAAGAAAUGAGUGCAGAGAAAAAUGGUAGGAAACAAACUGGAGGUGGACCACCACCCCCUAAACCAUCAGAGACAACAGAAUGGUUAAACACCAUUAUGGGCGAGUCAAUUUCUGGCUUACCCGCUAUAUAUGACAGUGAUGCUUUAGUUGAUGGUGACACAACGCUUGAAAUGUCAAACACAGCAGAAUGCACCAUAUCUCUAGAUUUAAUGGAAAACGAAAUGUCCGAUGCAGGUGAGAUGCAGACUCAAAAAAAGGUUGAUAUAACGUUUGACAACUCUACACCAAAGGCUUUGCUCAGGAAACCAAUUUCAAAGCAAUUAUCGAGUCCUCACAACAAAAGAAAGAAAUGUUAUACUCCUUUUGAAGCCAGAAAACGUAUCGUAACUCAUUUUGAAGAGAAAAAAGAGUUUUUAACCGAAAAAAAGAGCAGGGAAGAGCAAAUAAAAAAAUAUGCACAAGAAGAGCACCAGCAAAAUAUUACACAUAAAGCAGAUAAAUAUAAAAGAGAAAUAGAAUUCAUGGAACAAAAGCACGCUUUGUACAUGGAACAACAAAAGGAAAUGCAUGAGCUCGAAGUAGUAUUUAAGAAAAAUAUACAAGAAUUACUUUUGGAAAAAGUUAAAUUAGAAAUUUUAAAAAUUAAGAAAUGCAGCUGUAUUUCAGAACAAUAG
Messenger RNA from Parnassius apollo (apollo), 927 nucleotides. The record is from the annotation of a GenBank genome assembly. NCBI's taxonomy places the organism in Eukaryota, Metazoa, Arthropoda, Insecta, Lepidoptera, Papilionidae.